This is a messenger RNA of Armigeres subalbatus, 1013 nucleotides long. Its product is annotated as astacin-like metalloprotease toxin 2. The transcript has 3 exons. Gene Ontology annotation, biological process: proteolysis. Gene Ontology annotation, molecular function: metalloendopeptidase activity; zinc ion binding. The coding region runs from base 448 to 945 and encodes 165 amino acids. NCBI's taxonomy places the organism in Eukaryota, Metazoa, Arthropoda, Insecta, Diptera, Culicidae. The record is from RefSeq and is a predicted model, not a curated record.
UUACGUUUUUUGGCUUCUGUUAGCUACAUGUUUAUGAAGUGGAUAAUUGUUUGUGAUAUGGUUACCACCCAAUGUGGUUGCAAAGUCAAUACAAGCUGCUUCUGUUAAUUAAAUGUUGUGCUCGGUCGGUUUUCGAAGUUACUUUUCCGCAGAAAUUUCCUCCCAAAUAAAAAUAUGUCAAUCCGCAUGGUGCUCAUUCUACUUUUGAUUAUGUGUCAGCUGAACUUCUACGAAGGCACGAUAAGCAUUCAUACAAUACAACAGAACACAAUUUAACAUUUAUAAAUUGUAGUAAUUUUACAAAUUCAAAAUAAAGAAUUCCUGGAAAUAUAUGGAAAUAUAAUUUACAACUUCCUACCACCAAAUUAUAAAUGGAUCAACGCUACAAUAAUUUAUGAAAUUGCUGAUCUUUUCUCUUCGGAUGAACUUCAAAUAAUAAAGCAAGCCAUGGACGACAUUCAUCUAAACUCGUGCGUUCGAUUCGUAGAAAGGAAGAACCAAGUAGGCUAUGUACGAAUAACUUCCGAAUCAAGCGGUUGUUGGGCUGACACAGGACGAUCAGACAGUGUUUCACAUCUAAACCUUGGACCUGGCUGUUUCGAGAGCAAAGGAACUACUCUCCAUGAGCUGAUGCAUACCUUAGGAUUUCUGCACCAGCACACUCGUCCCGAUCGGGAUCAAUACGUACAAAUUAUGUACCAAAACAUCAUACAAAGCCCGGAAGUGUUGUUCAACUUUGAAAUAAUCAAACCGUGGACAGGGCUUGCCUUCCCAUUGCCGUACGAUUACGAUAGCAUCAUGCACUAUAAGGCCCACAUGUAUAGCAAAGAUCCCCAGCGGUUGGUAACCAUUGCGCCUAAGAGCUCAUCGGUAACUAGGAUAGGACAACGAGAUCGACUCAGCGAGCUUGACAUAAUCUCAAUAAACUUCCUGUAUUGCGUGUGAAAUAAAUGUUUCUGCACAAAACAAUGUUUCGAUUGUUCGCGCUUUAUGACCGACUAUCGCCCUUGAAA